This is a messenger RNA of Cuscuta epithymum, 2877 nucleotides long. Lineage: Eukaryota; Viridiplantae; Streptophyta; Magnoliopsida; Solanales; Convolvulaceae. The record is from the annotation of a GenBank genome assembly.
UGGAACCAAUUUCAUCAAUGGCCGGCCAACUUGCAUUCACGUCCGCGGCUGUCGUGGCGGAAACUAGGGUUUAGCUCACAAACAGCCUUCGCUGCACUAGACUCGUGGCAUUAUGUUUCCUACCUCAUCUCUCCAGCGUCAGAGCCGCCGGAGCUUCUCUCCCACAAUCUUCUGUCGCCACAACAGGUUCCUUUCAACCCAAGUGGAAUACCCACUGACACACCCCACUUACGCUAUCUGGGCCGCCAAUACAUCUCUCGGGAAAACACUUGUCUCUACUGGCCUCUCCAUAUCCUUCCUCUCGGCUCCAGAUAAGAAAUUCAUUUACCUGAAGCCCUUCCAGACUGGAUUUCCUCUGGAUUCCGACUCCCGCUUUGUUUACCAAAAAUUCACCGAGUUCGUUUCUCUGCACCGUCCUGGAUUCUCUGUUCUUGCUUCUGACCAUGUCCUCCGGGCCUCUGGCCCCGCAUCCCAGGAGCUAUUGAACACGGCGACUUAUGGUGCCGGAUUUGUGAAUCUGGGUUGGCACGCAAAGAAGUUGUUGGGGAAUGGGGAUGGAUUGGACGUCCCAGAGCUUGUUUGUAAGACACUGUAUGCGUGGAGAGAGGCUUUAUCACCUCAUGUGGUUGCAGAGAAGGAAGGAGCUCCCGUGGAUGAUAUUGAAUUGUUAGAAAAGCUGAAAGGCUGUUUAGGAGUUCAUUCAGAGACAUGGGUUCACCAGGGUGGAGCAAAUGUGGAUAUGAUGUGUGUGAUUGAGACUGCUGGGGGUGUUGCCAGUCCUGGUCCCUCGGGUUCACUCCAAUGUGACUUGUACCGGCCUUUUCGUUUGCCAGCAAUUCUUGUUGGGGAUGGAAAACUAGGUGGUAUUUCUGCAACAAUUUCUGCGUAUGAAACUCUAAAGCUUCGUGGUUAUGAUGUCGUUGCUAUUGUCCUUGAAGACCAUGGUCUUCUGAAUGAGGCGUCACUACGUUCAUACUUGAGGGAGAGCAUCCCAGUGCUUGUGCUUCCACCUAUACCGCAAGAAAUGUCAAAUGAUCUUAUGGAAUGGUUUCAUCAAUCCCAGGUUGUAUUCAGUUGUCUUCUGGAAAUAAUGUGCUUAACAUCUCAUAGAAGAAUAGAACGACUGCAUUACAUGCCAAAGAAGGCCCACAAAAUUUUCUGGUGGCCUUUUACCCAACAUAAGCUUAUAUCUGAAGAACAUGUUAUGAUGAUUGAUUCACGCUGUGGUGAGAACUUUGCGGUGCACAAUGUCUGUGGUCUUGUUAAGAAUGUUGAUUCUAUUAUUCCACAAUUUGAUGCUUGUGCAAGUUGGUGGACACAGGGACCUGAUGCUAGUUUGCAGGUUGAGCUUGCAAGAGACAUAGGUUAUGCUACCUCUAGAUAUGGGCAUGUAAUGUUUCCUGAGAAUGUUCAUGAGCCAGCUUUGGAGUGUGCUGAACUUUUACUUGAAGGUGUCGGAAAAGGUUGGGCUUCAAGAGUAUACUUUUCAGACAAUGGAUCUACGGCAAUUGAAAUUGCACUUAAAAUGGCGCUACGCAAAUUUUUGUUUGAUCAUGGAUUCAUUUUUGACAACCCAAAUGGUAACGGUGUUGAUAGAUAUAUCAAUCUAAAGGUUUUGGCUCUUAGAGGAUCAUAUCAUGGCGAUACAUUGGGAGCUAUGGAAGCGCAGGCACCAUCACCUUAUACUGGAUUCUACCAACAACCAUGGUAUAAGGGAAGAGGUCAUUUUUUAGAUCCACCGAAAGUUUCUUUGUGUCAGGGCGCUUGGAAACUUUGCAUCCCAAAAACAAUUCAACCUGAAAUAGCAAAUGAAAAAGAUUUGAUUUUCAACUCUCGUGAUGAAAUUUUUCAUAAAGAGCGGGAUGUGUCAGGUAUUGCUGAUAUGUAUUCAUCAUACCUAUCAAAAGAGUUAUUGGAGAAUCUGAAUCCUAGAGGGUUUAUCUCUAUUGGAGCAUUGAUUAUCGAACCAGUAAUUCAAGGCGCUGGUGGAAUGGAAAUGAUUGAUCCUUUGUUUCAACGAAUACUCACAAAAGAAUGCCACAGGCGAAAGAUUCCUGUCAUAUAUGAUGAGGUUCUUACUGGGUUUUGGCGCCUUGGGACAGAGUCUGCAGCAGAGUUGCUUUCCUGUCAACCAGAUAUUGCAUGCUUUGCAAAAUUAUUGACCGGUGGAGUUGUACCUUUAGCCGUCACACUUGCCUCAGAAGCAGUUUUUGAAGCAUUUCUUGGGGACUCGAAGCUCAAAGGUCUUUUACACGGCCACUCCUACACUGCACAUGCUUUGGGCUGUACAGCAGCUGUCAAGUCUAUUAGAUGGUUUAAAGACUGUAAAACAAAUCCUAAUUUGGCAUGUGGCGGGAGACUGCUCAAGGAGAUGUGGGAUGAAAACAUAGUUAGACAGAUCUCUUUGCUCCCAGCAAUUAGUAGGGUGGUUGCCUUAGGAACCCUAUGUGCCAUUGAGCUUCAAGUAGAAGGUUCCAGUGCUGGGUAUGGUUCACGCUGUGCUUCAAGCCUUGUUGAGAAGCUCCGAGAUGACGGCGUUUACAUGAGGCCCCUGGGCAAUGUCAUUUACGUCAUGUGCGGCCCCUGCACCGACUCCGACCUCUGCUACCACGUUUUGGAAAAGGUUUUCACAAGACUGCAGGCAGGAGGACUUUACCCACCCUAAUUAUUAAUUAAUAAUUAAUAAUUAGGUAAAUGUAAACCAUGAAUAAUAUUUCUCUUACGUACUUCAAUUGUCCCUUAUUUCUUUUGGUGAAACUACCUCCUGAGAAACAAAUUUAACAAAAAUAAAUUAAAUGCGUGAAUAUACUAAAACAAAAUAAAGCAUUGAGCAUUGAGAAGAAAUAAAUAAAUAAAUACGGAGUAUAUUAAUUAGGA